Molecule: messenger RNA, 654 nt
Organism: Wyeomyia smithii (pitcher-plant mosquito)
Lineage: Eukaryota; Metazoa; Arthropoda; Insecta; Diptera; Culicidae
Gene: RpS27
Product: 40S ribosomal protein S27
Exons: 2
Coding region: 167-421 (84 amino acids)
Biological process (GO): ribosomal small subunit assembly; translation
Cellular component (GO): cytosolic small ribosomal subunit; ribosome
Molecular function (GO): structural constituent of ribosome; RNA binding
Source: RefSeq, a predicted model, not a curated record
CCACGAUCGUAAUAUUGGGGCGUCCAUGCGACAGACAGAGUCAACCGGUGUCGCUCUGCUUGUUAACCUGCGAAAUUUUGACCCUCGACUCGUUCUUAGUCCCGGAUUGUACGUCGCACGAAAACACGUGUUUCGUUAGCUCCGUUUGUGGAAAAAUAAUUCAAUAAUGCCGCUCGCCAAGGAUUUCCUGCACCCGCUUCCGGCUGAAGAGAAGCGCAAGCAUAAGCUGAAGCGCCUGGUGCCCCAUCCGAACUCAUACUUCAUGGAUGUCAAGUGCCCCGGAUGCUACAAAAUUACGACCGUGUUCAGCCAUGCCCAGAGCGUGGUGGUGUGUACCGGCUGUUCCACGAUCCUCUGCCAGCCGACCGGUGGUAAAGCCCGGCUGACGGAGGGCUGCUCUUUCCGUAAGAAGCCCUACUAGGUGAAAGUCUAGCUGGCAGGGUCGGAAUCGGCCAUUAUUCCAUCGUUUUUAUUAAAGUUAUUAAUAUUGCUACUUCUGUGGGCGAAACGACUGAACGCGGCUUAGUUUCCGAUUGUUUGACGGAGCUGAAAGUGUGCAUUCAAGUGACCGCUCCGGUGUGAAUAAAAUGGUACUACAGUUGAACUGAAAAUGUCGGAAAAAUGAAGGAAUAAAGGAAGAAUUUCGAAACGGAA